This is a messenger RNA of Meyerozyma guilliermondii ATCC 6260, 5058 nucleotides long. RefSeq lists its product as uncharacterized. The transcript has a single exon. Bases 1 to 5058 code for a protein of 1685 amino acids. Lineage: Eukaryota; Fungi; Ascomycota; Pichiomycetes; Serinales; Debaryomycetaceae. Gene Ontology annotation, cellular component: trans-Golgi network; endosome. The record is from RefSeq and is a predicted model, not a curated record. Gene Ontology annotation, biological process: Golgi to endosome transport.
AUGGCAACCUUUAGCAGCCAUUCGUCCAAGCAUAAAGACCCAACGUCUUCAAAAGACAAACGAUAUGCCAUUCAGGUAGAAAAGGCUUUAUCGACGUUCGAUGCCCUCGAAGAAUGGGCCGACUACAUUGCAUUUUUAUCGAGACUUCAAAAAGCACUUCAAUUAUCAGAUGACUUGAAGUCCCGUCACACAGUUUCAUGGAUCCCCCACUCUCACAAGGUAGCAAACAAAUUAAGUCUCUGUUUAUCCACAUCGCUUCCCAAUGGAGUUCAUCAAAAGGCUUUGAGUAUUUACGACAGCAUAUUUAUGGCUUUAACCAAAGAAACAUUUAACAGCCAGGCUUCAAUGUGGAUCCCUGGACUAUUUCCCUUAUUCAACUACUGCUCGGUGCAAGUCAAGCCUCAAAUCAUCAACAUUUACAAGCUGCAUUUCCUAGCUAACGCCAAUAGCCAGGUUCUUCAUCGCAUGUCAAAACCAUUCAUAUUGAGUCUACUUCCUGGGCUCGACGAUGAAAAUUCCGAAGUGUUUCAGGAUGUAGUAGAACUUAUGGAUCAGUUCAAACUGAGCCUCGACGACGAUUCUCAUUUCUGGGAAUGCAUGUUUUUGAGCAUUAUAACCAACCCGGAAAAACGACUCGGCGCUUACUUCUGGUGUGUUCGAAGGCUCCCCUUGUUCACCUCCAUCAAACAGGAAAGUGAAGAGCAGGCUGUAAUCUUUUCAGAUGAAGCUCAAGCAUGCUUGAACUCUGAGCCUGGUCUAGUAGUGAGAGCAUUUGCAGCAGUUAUCGAUUCAGAUUACACCAGUGACAAUUCGAGUGGCACCUUUGUCGCCAGAGGCUUCUUUGACCUUCUUUUGUCACAUCUUCCUUUGGACAGUGACUUGCUAAAUAAGGUAGUUCAUCAAGGCGACAAAGAAUUAUUGGUGAUGUCUUGCUGCCGUGCAACUUUGAGGAAAGAUAUGAGCUUAACCAGAAGGUUGUGGAACUGGCUUUUGGGUCCUGAAGUUGAUUCGUUGAAAUCAGAACGUCAUAGUGACUCAAGGGCCGAUUACUUCUCAAAGUAUGGCUUGCACUCAGUGGCAGAAGGGAUCCUCAAAACACUCAAGAGCGUGUCUUCAAUCAAAGCCAAGAUUGACGCUGUUAAGAUGGCAUCGAUUUUGAUCAUGGAUAAGUGGGAAAUCAGCCAUUUGUUAACACCAAAGGUGUUUCAAGCAAUCCUAGAGACAUGCUAUGAUACUCACAAAUCUAAAGAUGGUGUAAGUAGCAGGGAGCUUUUCCUAUCCGUUCAAACAUUCUUCGAUGGCGUGGAGGCUGAUUACAUAUGGAGCGAAAUAGUUCCUGUUCUCUUGAAUGGUGAAAGUUCAAGAUUGGACGUGGUGAAUUUUAUCUUUCAAAACUUUGAUCUUCGUGAAGAGGAAAUGGUUACAAUUCAUGCCCCAAUUGCAUUAUUGGCCGUUCUUAUGAGGUCACAGAAAGAAGAUGGAGCAGAUCUCAUAAGAGAAAUCGAGUUUCUCGUUUACUUGUUGUCAAAGGAAGCAUUCGGCCAAGAUGAUACAGCUCAUGAGGAAGUUGAUAGGCUCGAAAUCCGGCCUAAGAUAGAAGAGUAUUACUCUAAUGACCAGGUCACCAAGCAACGUGAAGUUCCAUACAACCCUCCAACAAUUGCCUAUCUAAUUUUCGAUAACUUUUCACGGGUGAUGAAGGAGAAGUUAUUUCUUGAAGAGGAGCCCCAAAAGUAUUCAAUAAUGUUCUGUCAUCUUGCCGAGUUGGUCCCGCGUGAUAUUAGAAAUUCCAUCUUGAAAUCAAUGGUGAAGGAUGUCCUUGAAAUGCCUAUAACUGAGAGUAUCACGCCAAACAACGACAAGCAAAGAAAUUUACACGGUGCGUUGAGUGUUUCUAAAUUGAGCGUUUAUUUUAUGCCUCUUUUGUCACCGGAAGAAAAAGUUAAAUUGUUAACUAUCAUUUUGUCAAACAUAUGGAUUGCUCUCACUUCUAAUGGUCGCAUCAGCUACCAAGUGGAAGCUGUCAAGUGCAUCUUUGAUUUGCAAAUUAACUAUUCUCUGUUUCACAUUGAAGCGGGAAUUGUUCGUUUGCUACUCAAUUCUUCCAUAUAUGAACGCAUAGCAGCGCUUGGAACGCUUUGGACCCAUUCUCAAGCCCUUAACGAUUCUGAUGCAAUGCUUGCAAGACCUCUUUUCAUCUUGCUUGAUGACUUACAGGUUCAGGACAGCAAAAACUCGUUGAUGGUCAAUGACUUCAUCGAUAAUGUUGUAAAGAAUGGUUCAGCAAAUCGCCUUUUAAAGAUGAUAACCGAUCCGCUAUUGAAAUUUGACUUCAUGAGGCAUGACAAGGAUACGAUUGGAACCACUGAUGAUGUGAGCUUGUUCGAAUAUCAUCUUGAUGUUAUAGUACGAGUUGUUGAGGCUAAUGUUAAGCAACUCAGAGAUGCUUUCAGCAAUGAGUUUGCAGUGACAGACAGUAAGUUGAAGAUCAAUCUAUUCAAGGAUAACGAGUGGAAUGUUUCAACAUAUAAAUCGCUACUGUUGAUGAUAAUCGAAAAAUUCUUGAACUUGCUGCUUGUCGCAAACGCCUUUGACAGUUCGACUAGAGAUUUCGUGAGCUAUGGAAAUGCGGUGGAUCGAUGCUUGAGACUAUACAAAUACCUUCUUUCUGGAAAUGAGGCGGACUUUUCCCAAAGGUUUCUGGUGCUACUUCAAUCGUGCUCCAAGAUAGUUUCCAGUCCUUACAGCUCUAAUUACCAAAUGGAGAUGGUGGAAGCCACGUAUCUAGACUGUAUCAGUCACUUCUUGAACCUUUCCAAAAACAUGCGAAUAGCAUUGAACCUAUUGCAUGUGGAGGACGAUGCAAAAGAAUCACCUUUUGUGCAUUUUUUUAUCAAUGGCAUUACCAGUGCUCGAACUGUUGUUUUGCUAAAACUGUGGGUUCUGCUUCUCGUCAGCAGCCUUUAUUUGUUUAAUGAAUCGGUGUACAGUGUCAUUUUGAUUGUCAAUGACUGCCUUUUAAGGAAAAUUGACAAGUAUUUCAGCUCUUUGAGUCAGCCCAAUAGUGAUGAAUAUGAGGACAUUGAGCGGGCAAUAAAUAUCGUCUUGGGGGGAGUGGAGGACCUAUUAUCGAUCACACACAGCUACUUGAUGACGUCAAAAGCUAAAAGUAACCAAGAAAUUACUAAUUCGACUCCAGAGUCUGGAUUCUUUGGCAAUGUGAUACAAGGAGUCUUCCAAUUGGAAUCACCGGCUCUCAAAACGUCAGAACAGAACAAGCUAUUUUCGGUGCUAAUCUCGUUUCAAGAUGCCGUAAACUCAAUAUUCAAGGUUUGGGCAUGGGCAGACUCCGAUCGCUCUGUAUCUGACUCGUUGGGGACGACUGCCAUAAAAUCGAGAACAUAUGUUGCACACAAGUUGAAGUUCAAAACUAGAAAGGUUCUCGAAACGUUGAUGGACCUUGAAAGGCAGGAAGUGAUUGAAUGUUUGAUUUCCACAAAUGAACCCCUGGUGGUAAAGUUGUUGCAUGUUUUAGAUGGCGGUAGGUGUCAGGUUACACUUCCAUAUAUCUACGAUACGAUCACAAGCUUCAGUUGUCCUCAAAUCUUGCCGGAAUCGAAAAGAUCAUCAGGGAAUGUCCACAUUAGUGCCAAUCAGGCCUCAAGCUUUUUGAUCAAAUAUAUUGAAUCCAUUGAUACCGAUUCACUUUCGGAUAUAUGGACUCCAACCACACAAUUUUUCAAAGAUGUUUUGACCUACGCAAAUCAAUACAAGGAUGUGUUGUCCGAUUUGCUUCAAGCGGCUAAACAUUUGAUGGACAAAGCCAGGGUUUCCAAGUCCAGUGAACAGAAAAAAUACCGCAAAGAAAUCUCAGAUAUUUUGUUUAGGUUGAUCCAAGCGAACAUCAGUCCUAAGAACCAAGUUGAGGCUAUAUCAACUGAGAAGAAAGAAAUCAGCACAGAGACAGCGAACUUGACCAGCAAUAUAUUUGUGACCAUUCACAACGUCGUGGAACACCUUGAUGAAAUGUUUCCUGAAACGGAAAGGGCCACUUCUUGUGUUAGUUCAAUUCUUCAACAUAUGAUCACUCCCAGCAUCAAAGCUAAACUCAUCAAUGAGGUACCUACGAGGGUACUUAAGUUGACUCUUGCCAUUGGAAAACAUCAUCCCAUAAAGGCGUGGAAAGUUUUGGUUUAUGAUGCCUUUAUGGAUAAUAGCUUUUUCGAAACGCAGCCAGCGGAGAAUUUGAGCCUCUGGGAAGAAAUCAUUGGUCUUUGGAUCAAGACUGAUAAAGAAAAACUUAAAGAACUUAUUAUAAAAUUCACACCCUCGGUACAAUCAACAGCUGGUAACAUCUUCACCUGGGGAGAGAGCUCAGAAAUCGAAGGUAAAGUGUUCGUUUCACGCAGGGUGACUUACUUAUUGAUGGCUGCGCCAAAGAACUUUUUCUUGGUUUAUCUUGGAGAUCUUUUCUCCAAAAUCGAGUACUCGCUUGGAAACAGUUGUCCCUUCGCAUAUCGUGCUCACAUAAUGGUUUUAUUCAGGGCAAUUGUUACCUGCUUUGACGAUGUCCAUCUUAUACCCAGAUGGUCCAUAAUAGUGCACGAAUUGCUCCUCGUUUUUGAAUCUAUAGCUGAACGCGAUUCAAAACAUUUGCUUUCCAUGAGCAAGGACGAACUUCAAUUGGUGCUUGCUAGUUGUAAGCUUUUGGACCAACUACUUCUUGCUCGUCAUGAUGAAUUUACCUUGAGUGACUGGCUCUUCGUUUCUGCAGAAUCGAAAAUUGUCACUCGGCCCCAGCAGCUGCACGCUCUUGUGGACAUAAUUGCAUCCAAAGACCUUGUUGUUGCUAGAGAGCCUCCUAUCAAGAUUGACCAACCCUCGGGCUUACUUAAACCGCUACUUCAUGGAGUGGUACAUCUCGAGAAUAUUUCGCGAUUAAGAUUAUUCUUUGAGUCGUUGAGUAUGAUCAAUUUUGAAAGAACUUAUGGUCUUUACGAAGUUGAUUACGAUAGUGUAAGGAGUGACAUUUUCAACGACUUGAUACUCCGGGGUUAA